AUGCCGAUCAGCAGGAUCGCCGUGGGGACCCACCAUGAGGUGUACCACCCGGGCGCCCUCAAGGCGGCGUUCGCUGAGUUCAUCUCCACCCUCAUCUUCGUCUUCGCCGGCCAGGGCUCCGGCAUGGCCUUCAGCAAGCUGACCAGCGGCGGCGCGACGACCCCCUCGGGCCUGAUCGCGGCGGCUGUGGCGCACGCCUUCGCGCUGUUCGUGGCGGUGUCCGUGAGCGCCAACAUCUCCGGCGGGCACGUGAACCCUGCCGUGACGUUCGGCGCCUUCGUGGGCGGCAACAUCACCCUGUUCCGCGGCCUCCUGUACUGGGUGGCCCAGCUGCUGGGCUCCACGGUGGCGUGCUUCCUGCUCCGCUUCUCCACGGGCGGGCUGGCCACGGGCACCUUCGGCCUCACGGGCGUCUCCGUGUGGGAGGCGCUGGUGCUGGAGAUCGUGAUGACCUUCGGGCUGGUGUACACGGUGUACGCCACCGCCGUGGACCCCAAGAAGGGUAGCCUGGGCACCAUCGCCCCCAUCGCCAUCGGCUUCAUCGUGGGCGCCAACAUCCUGGUCGGCGGCGCCUUCACCGGCGCGUCCAUGAACCCCGCCGUGUCCUUCGGCCCCGCGCUCGUCAGCUGGGAGUGGGGAUACCAGUGGGUGUACUGGGUCGGCCCACUCAUCGGCGCCGGCAUCGCCGGCGUCAUCUACGAGCUGCUCUUCAUCUCCCACACCCACGAGCAGCUCCCCACCACCGACUACUAG
Molecule: messenger RNA, 753 nt
Organism: Miscanthus lutarioriparius
Lineage: Eukaryota; Viridiplantae; Streptophyta; Magnoliopsida; Poales; Poaceae
Source: the annotation of a GenBank genome assembly